Messenger RNA from Engraulis encrasicolus (European anchovy), 1705 nucleotides. RefSeq names its product integrin alpha-E-like. NCBI's taxonomy places the organism in Eukaryota, Metazoa, Chordata, Actinopteri, Clupeiformes, Engraulidae. The record is from RefSeq and is a predicted model, not a curated record. Bases 167 to 1282 code for a protein of 371 amino acids. The transcript is spliced from 10 exons.
UCCAGUUGCAGAGUCUGGCCUGCCCAGCGGGAGGAGCGUUCGGAGGGGAAAACAGGCAGCUUGAAGUGAAUGGCAGUGAUUGGCAGCUGUGCCGACUGGGUCUAUCAGUUGAGCUGCACUACACUUGUGAGAGUGGUGAGAGACUGUCGAGGCUCCACUCAACAGAAUGGCCUUCAUCACCAGGACAAUGCUACUUGCUGGGGGGAUGCUGAGCCUCUUUGCGCUUUGUGUCUUCACACAAACACCCGAGCCGUCGUUCCUGGUGAUAUUUCCUGCCCACAUAACAUCAGAGUCUGAAGCCAAAGUCUGUGCCACUUUGCUGAGUCCCAACGAGACUCUGCUCAUGUCAGUCUAUCUGUCAGAUGGAGAGGAGAAGAAGCUUUUGCAGCAGGAGACAUCAGACAAGGAAUUUCACCGCUGUUUCCCUAUUCAGACCCCGUCUGUAAACAAGGACUCUGUGAGAGUGACCGUGACAGUGGGGCUGAAAGGUCAGACUAGUCUCUGGACGCAACAGAGACUUGUUAAAGUCCGCCAGAGACCUGCUCCCGUCUCUUUCAUCCAGACGCACAAGCCCAUGUAUAGCCCCGGCCAGACACUGAUUAAACAUGAGUCUAUUUCAACCAUUGAAUACAACAACAACAACAACAACAACAACAACAACAACAACAACAACAACAACAAACCAGACCAAGAAACAGAGAUUGCCUUUGUGCUGGAUGGCUCUGGUAGCAUUGAAGCCAGCGACUUUGAUCUGGCUAAAACUUUCAUCAGUGAUUUUGUAACUUACGUUUGGUCAAAGUCUUUGAGUUUCAAGUUUGCCGUUGUACAGUAUGGAAUGCGCAUCAGAACUGAAUUAUCAUUGCCGGAGAAGGACAACAAAGACAAUGUCUUAAAAACCAUUAAAAACAUACAACAGAUUGGGAGAACCACCGCCACAGCCUCAGCCAUCAACUAUGUAUUGGAACAUGUUUUCACCCCAGCAAAUGGAUCAGAUCAGAACGCCAAAAAAUACAUAGUUUUGAUAACUGACGGACGUAUAUUUCUGGACUCGUUGACUCUGGCAGAGGUUUUGCAAAACCCCAAAAUCACAAACAUCACCCGCUUUGCCAUUGGGGUGGGGGAAGAUGUUCUGAAUGAUACUAUUGCAGUUAAAGAGCUGAAGGAGAUUGCCUCAGACCCAGACGAGAAACACUUUUUUGAAGUCAAUAGUUAUAAGUCUUUGGGCAGCACUCUACAGUCAUUGCUGUCUGCUAUCUUCGGCCUUGAGGUUGAAAUACCUUAGAUGACGAACGAUCAAGGAACAGAGACUGCCAUGAGUCAGUUGGAUACUACAACCUUACCACCCACUGCCACAGAUGAAAAAAGGUGAAGAUGAGGAAUAGGAGUGGUGGUUCCAGGGCCUUUGCUUUCACCGUCACAGCUGAUCUGAUUCUCAGUCAUGACUGCCACAUAAAAAGUUUGAUUUGUCAUGAACAUGAAAAGAUUGUUUAUUAUUAGCUAUCACAACAGUGACAAAGGUGCUGACACUUAUAAUUAUGACUUGUGAUUAAUUUCCUGGAACAAACAAUACUGUGAAAAAAGCUAACCCCACUUCUCACUUGUAUACCUGCUCUGUAUAUUUCCUAAGUUCUUUGUAUCUGCAAGUGCUGUAUGUUAUGAUUUCAUCCUCGAUUGUGAGUCGCUUUGUAUAAAAGUGUCUUCCAAA